AUGCGCAGGCGCGGCCGCCGGUGGGCGGGGCUGGCCUGCGCGCAGGCGGGAAGGGAGGGCGUCGCGCGGCUGGGCGUGGGCGCGGGCGGUAGUCGAAGCCCUGUAGGGCGCCGGGAGAGUCGGCGUUGCUGGUGCUCCCCGCGGGGAAUGGAGGGGACGGCCGUGGCCGUCUGCGAGGUGGAUGAAAAGCCCACAAUUUUGAUGACAGAUAGUCUGGUUAUAAAGAAUUUUUUACGAAAAAUUGUCAUGGUGCACCCUAAGCUUAGCUUUUCUUUGCUUUGCAGGGCCGAGAAUGAACCCACUUUGAACCUGUUGAAUGGAAUUGCUCUUGUCGUAAACUAUCAGCAUUAUGUGAGUAGACCAGAAUUUGGUACAAGUGAAUUAUUCUGCAGCAGAAUCCAUCCUGUGCUAGGACAUCCAAUAAUGCUUUUCAUCCCUGAUGACGUGGCUGAAAUGGGCUUGUCGAGAGAGCUGAUACUGACUCCAGCUGCUGCUCUGUGUCCCUGCCCGAAGGUCUUUUCCAACCAGCUGAAUAGGAUUUCUUCAAUUUCCAUAUUUCUGUAUGGACCUUCAUGUCUGCCUCUGAUAUCGCCAAGUCAGGAACAGCCAACUACUACUGUCUUCAAAGAUACCUUUCAUUUCAUUGACUGGAAGAAAUAUCACUUGUGUGUGGUGCCCAAUUUGGAUCUUAAUUUGGAUAGAGAUUUGGUGUUUCCAGAUGUGAGUUAUCAGGUGGAAUCCAGUGAGGAGGAUAAGUCUCAGAAUAUGGACCCCCAGGGACAAACUCUGCUGCUUUUUCUCUUUGUGGAUUUCCACAGUGGAUUUCCAGUCCAGCAAAUGGAACUGUGGGGAGUUCACACUCUGCUCACAACUCAUCUCAGUGCCAUCCUCAUGGAGAGCCACAGCAUGGUGCAAGAUUCCAUCGAGGUUGCCGUGGACCAGGCCUUGGAGCAGCAUCACCAGGCUGCCAAGGCUCAUCAGAAACUGCAGACCUCACUCUCAGUGGCUGCGAAUUCCAUCAUGAGUAUCGUGACUGGAAGCACCAGCAGCAGCUUCCGAAAGAUCUGCUUCCAGGCCCUUCAAGCAGCUGAUACACAGGAGUUUGGGAACAAACUGCACAAAUCAUUUCGUGAGAUUACCCAGCACCGAUUUCUUCACCAUUGCUCAUGUGAGGUGAAGCAGUUGCUCCCAGAGAAAAAUGAUGCAGAGCAGAGCACAGAGGAUGCACAUGAAAACAGCAACCUGGAGCUCCUUGCAGGGAUCAGCAAGCAAGUGAAAAACAAGAGGCUCAGGAGGGGCAGUCUCCGCCAGGGCGUGGAAGACAAGCAGGCUUUCCACUCAGCCAGGGCCCCGAGCCCGUCGGAGGCCGCCCCACGCCCCGCGGAGCCUACCGCGGCCUCCCUGACCCCUAGCAGGGCAGGCCCGGGGAGAGACCUGGAGGACGCGCUGUGGCUGCAGGAGGUCUCCAAUCUGUCCGAGUGGCUGAGUUCCGACCCUGGGCCCUGAGCCGAGCCCUCUCCCCGCGCGUCCGGCCCGGCGGCUGCUGGAGCC
Messenger RNA from Ceratotherium simum simum (southern white rhinoceros), 1551 nucleotides. Lineage: Eukaryota; Metazoa; Chordata; Mammalia; Perissodactyla; Rhinocerotidae. The record is from RefSeq and is a predicted model, not a curated record.